AUGGGGAUAGAAGAUACCACCCUUGAUGUCGAGGAGACGACUGAACCUCCUAUACGUGGCCCCGUAGAGGAACGUACAUCCAAGGGCACUGCUUCUCCCGCCGAAAAGGAAGCCGGAUCUGCCGGCACCACUCUGACCUCUCCGCCAUCGACCGACCUCUCCACAGACGACGGCAAAGAAGGCUGCGGCUUCAAGGACGCCCACACCGUACCCGCGGCCAUUGUCGCCCGGGUGCUAGGCGUCGAUCCUCAGAAUGGACUCACUCGUGCCGAAGCCGCGUCUCGCCUUGAGCGAGACGGGCUUAACAAAGUUGAGGGAGCUAAAGGGCUUUCCCUGUGGAAAAUCAUGUUGAGACAGGUCUCGAACAGCCUGACCCUAGUUCUCCUGAUUGUCAUGGCUCUUAGCUUUGGCAUUCAUGACUACAUCGAAGGUGGUGUCAUAACGGCUGUCAUUCUACUUAACAUCGUCGUUGGAUUCGUCCAGGACUACCACGCAGAGAAGGCCAUCAUCUCAUUGUACGCGCUAUCUGCGCCCGUUUCCAAGGUAAUGCGAGACGGAGCAAUUGAGCAUGCCAAAGCCGAGACUGUCGUCGUCGGCGACAUUGUCCAUCUCAAUGUUGGCGACAUUGUACCCGCAGACUUGCGGCUGAUUGAUGGUAUCAAUGUAUCCACCGAUGAAGCCCUUCUGACCGGAGAGUCACUGCCCGUGAACAAAACCCCACACAAGAUUUUCGAGAAUUCUGACAUACCUGUCGGAGACCGCACCAACAUGGCAUACUCGGCCUCUACCAUGUCUCAGGGAAGAGCCACUGGUAUUGUCGUGGCAACCGGCGUCAACACCGAAGUGGGACAGAUUGCCGAGAUGCUGCGCAGCCGUGGCCGAGUGACUGAAGGAUCCAACGCCGUCGUCCGUUCCUGGAACCGUUUCAAGAAUGGCUUCAAGGUCGUUUUGGGUCUGGAAGGAACUCCCCUGCAGAUCAAGCUGAGCAAGUUCGCUCUGCUACUUUUCGCUCUGGCCAUUCUCCUCGCCGUCAUCGUCUUCUCCGCGGCCAAAUGGGACGUUCGAGGCGAAGUCCUCAUUUACGGCAUCUGCGUGGGCGUUGCCGUCAUCCCGGAAUCCCUUAUCGCGGUGCUCACAAUCACGAUCGCAGUCGGCACCAAGGCCAUGGCCAAAGGCAAUGUCAUUGUCAGGAAGCUCUCCGCUCUCGAGGCCGUCGGAGGGGUCACCAACAUUUGCUCUGACAAGACGGGAACCCUGACCCAGGGCAAGAUGAUUGCUCGGAAGGCGUGGAUCCCGGCCAUGGGAACGAUGACGGUCCACGACACUACCAAUCCGUUUGACCCUUCGAGUGGGUUUAUCAGGAUGAAUGACUGUGACAUCGAUAUUGAAGAAUUCGACGAGUCGACUCAUCUGAACACUUUCUUGAAGGCCAUCGCCCUAUGCAACCUCUCGUCCGUCUACAAGUCUUCUGCGGACGACGCCUCAAUCAGCACCACCUCAGAGGCCGGAUGGGUCAGCGUCGGCGAGCCUACAGAGAUUGCUCUCCAGGUCCUCGCGAUGCGCUUCGACUCGGGCAAGCCCACUCUAAUGGAGGACGGGAACUCGGAACUGCUGGCCGAGUUCCCCUUUGACUCCAACUUCAAGCGCAUGACGGUCAUCUACAAGGACAAGACCGAGCCUGCUGCCCACGCUUACAUGAAAGGUGCGGUCGAGGUCAUGCUUCCCGCUCUACUGAGUUCGGAUUCGGAGAAGAAGCAAAUAAGUGCCGUAGCCGAGGAAAUGGCCGGCAACGGCCUUCGCGUCCUCUGUGUCGGUCAUAAGCUGGUGCCGUACGAUGACCCGAAGCAACUCACCGAUCGAACUACCGCCGAAUCGAACAUGGAAUUCGUCGGUCUCGUAGGCCUGUACGACCCACCGCGCCUGGAGACGGCUGGAGCGGUGCGCAGGUGCCAGAUGGCCGGUAUCACAGUGCAUAUGCUGACGGGCGAUCACAUCAAAACGGCCACGGCCAUCGCGCAUGAGGUCGGCAUCUUGAGUGGUGCCGCACCUAAUGCCAACUCGGGGUCAGCCAUCAUGCCGGCAUCUGAGUUCGACAAGCUCUCGGAUACCGAGAUUGAUGCUAUCGAGACGCUACCCCUGGUGCUGGCCCGAUGCAGCCCCAAGACGAAGGUCCGCAUGGUCCAAGCCAUGCACCGCCGCAAAGCAUUCUGCGUCAUGACAGGCGACGGCGUGAACGAUGCCCCUGCCCUUCGCAUCUCGUCGGUCGGCGUGGCCAUGGGCAUGAACGGCAGCGAUGUGGCCAAGGAAGCGGCCGACAUGGUGCUGACGGACGACAACUUCGCAUCCAUCGUCAAAGCCGUCGAAGAAGGCCGGCGGCUCUUCGACAACAUCCAAAAGUUCCUGCUGCACCUCCUCAUCUCCAACAUCUCGCAGGUCCUCCUGCUGCUCAUCGGCCUCGCCUUCAAGGACGACGACGGCAGCUCAGUCUUCCCCCUCUCGCCCCUCGAGAUCCUCUGGGUCAACCUCAUCACCUCGUCGUUCCUCGCGCUGGGGCUGGGCGUCGAAGAGGCCCAACCAGACAUCAUGCUGCGCCCCCCGCACAGCCUCGCCGUCGGCGUCUUCACGCCCGAGCUCAUCGUCGACAAGUUCAUCUACGGCACCUUCAUGGGCUCGCUCUGCAUCGCCGCCUUCACGUCCGUCGCCUUCAGCGCCGACGACGCGCUCGGGCGCGACUGCAACGAGGGCUGGAACGACUCGUGCGGCACCGUCUUCCGCGCCCGCGCCACCACGUACGCGACGCUGUCGUUCCUGCUGCUCGUCACCGCGUGGGAGGUCAAGCACUUCAGCCGCAGCCUGUUCAACCUGUACCCGCACAUCCAGGGCGGCGGCGGCGGCGGCGGCGGGUCGAGGUGGGGGCUGUCCGUCUUCGGUGCCGUCUGGCGCAACCGCUUCCUCUUCUGGGCCGUCGUCGCCGGCUUCGUCAUCACCUUCCCCGUCGUCUACAUCCCCGUCAUCAACCGCGUCGUGUUCAAGCACGAGGCCAUCACGUGGGAGUGGGGCGUCGUCGUCGCGUGCGUGGCCGCGUACCUGGCUGCGGUCGAGAGCUGGAAGGCGAUCAAGCGGCGGUUCGGCUUGGGCAGCGGCAAGUACCGCUUGCUGACGGUGGAGGAUGCGGAGAUGAGGGCUGGUUUGGCGCCUGUGCCCACGGUGGAGAAAGUCUGA
Messenger RNA from Diplodia corticola, 3222 nucleotides. Its product is annotated as potassium sodium efflux p-type fungal-type. Gene Ontology annotation, molecular function: P-type calcium transporter activity; ATP binding; ATP hydrolysis activity. Gene Ontology annotation, biological process: calcium ion transmembrane transport; intracellular calcium ion homeostasis. Bases 1 to 3222 code for a protein of 1073 amino acids. The transcript has 4 exons. Lineage: Eukaryota; Fungi; Ascomycota; Dothideomycetes; Botryosphaeriales; Botryosphaeriaceae. The record is from RefSeq and is a predicted model, not a curated record. Gene Ontology annotation, cellular component: plasma membrane.